Molecule: messenger RNA, 3317 nt
Organism: Ipomoea triloba (trilobed morning glory)
Lineage: Eukaryota; Viridiplantae; Streptophyta; Magnoliopsida; Solanales; Convolvulaceae
Product: receptor-like protein Cf-9 homolog
Exons: 2
Coding region: 16-3117 (1033 amino acids)
Molecular function (GO): protein binding
Source: RefSeq, a predicted model, not a curated record
UUGAAAUCUAGGCAAAUGGGUAGCCAACUUCUUUUGCUACUUGUAAUACAAUGUCUCCUCUUUUUAAUUUCCUUUGUUUCCUUAUCUACAUCUGCAUUGUGCCAAAAUGAUCAACAGCUUGCGCUACUCCAUUUCAAACAAUCCUUUACUAUAGAUCCUAGUCCACCAGAUUAUUGUGCCCAGAUUAGCACUAUCCAGGUAUCCAAUGAAGGUGUCCAGAAUUCCUAUCCAAAAACCAUUUCUUGGAAUAGUAGUAUUGAUUGCUGCUUGUGGGAUGGAGUUACGUGUGAUGAGUCCACGGGCCAAGUGGUUGAGCUUGAUCUCAGUUGCAGCCAACUUCUCGGAACAAUUGAUUCCAAUAGCACUCUCUUCCACCUCUCUCAUCUACAAAAGUUAAAUCUUGCAGGGAAUCGAUUCGAUGGGUCAUUCAUUUCACAUAAAUUUGGGGACUUUUCUUAUCUCACACAUCUCAACCUUUCAAGCUCAAGAUUGUCAGGUCAAAUUCCUUCAAAAAUCUUACAUCUUCCCAACUUAAUUUCUCUUGAUCUAGGUGACACUUUCUACUCAUCUUCUCUUUUUGAAAUUGGAAAUCAUGAUUUCAUGUUUCUCCUUCAAAAUGCAACACAAUUAAGGGAACUAGUUCUCGAUGGAAUACCCAUCCAUUCAUCUAUACCACCUAAUGUCUCUUCUUCCAUAACAACUUUGAGCCUUUCUUACACAAAAUUACAAGGAAGUUUGCCCACAAACAUCUUUCACCUCCCAAAUUUGCAAAAGCUUCUUUUACAAGGCAACGAAAAUCUCUCAAUUCACUUUCCAAGCACCAGAUGGAACAGUAGUUUGUCUCUCUCUUAUUUGGAUCUCGGCAGUACUGGAUGUCCUCCAAACAUUAUUGAAUCUCUUAGGAAUCUUAGCAGAGUCAAGUAUUUGGGAUUAGCAAAUUGUGGAUUAAGUGGUAAAGUUUCAGAGGCUAUUUUAGAUCUUGAGCAACUCACAGCAUUAGACCUUUCUGGUAACAGUUUGGAAGGUGGCGUUGCUGAUUUGCUUAUAAAGCUCUGGAGGUUGAAAAGGUUAUUUCUUUAUAGUAAUAGCUUCACUGCCCAAUUUCCGUCCUCUAUCACCAACAUUACUCAACUGGAAGUCUUAGAUCUCUCAAACAGUUCACUAUAUGGAACAAUACCCUCUUGGCUUUUUAAUCAUUCUACUCUAUACAUUCUUGACCUCAGUUCCAAUCAACUCCAAGGAUCCAUUCCAACAUCAUCACUUUCAAAACAAAAGAAUCUGAUCAUCCUUAACCUUUCAUCCAACAAUUUCAGCGGUACUGUAGAGCUCAACAUGUUCUCAAACCUCAAAAGAAUAAUGGUUCUACGUCUAUCUAACAACCGCUUAUCACUAGUCUCCAAUCCCAAAAUCAAUUCUACAAGUUGGCUUGAAAACCUCAUUUCCUUGAGUUUAUCCUCAUGCAAUUUGACAAAUUUGAAUUUUUUAAGAGAUUCAAAGUACCUUAGGAAUCUAGAUCUUUCCAACAAUAAAAUACAAGGAAGAAUUCCGGAAUUGGGUUGGUCCAACAGUACAAGUUGGCUUGAAAACCUCAAUUCCUUGAGGUUAGCCUCAUGCAAUUUGACAAAUUUGAAUUUUUUAAGAGAUUCAAAGUUCAUUGAGUAUCUAGAUCUUUCCAACAAUAAAAUACAAGGAAGAAUUCCAGAAUGGGCUUGGUCAAACUGGCAGGACACAUUGUGGUAUCUUAAUCUAUCCCACAACCACCUCACCAGUGUGGAAGGAAUUCAACUUCAUUCAAUUAUUGUUAUUGAUCUCCAAUUCAACUUGCUAGAAGGGCCACUUCCUAUUCCAUCAUCUCCCUCAUUAAGAUAUUAUUUUGCAUCACAAAACAAACUCAGUGGUGAGGUGCCUUUCACUGUGUGCAAUUUAAGCCAUGUUCAAAUUCUAGACUUGGCAACCAACAAUUUAAGUGGUGCAAUACCGCAAUGUCUUGGAAAUUCUAGCGAGUUUUUGGAGGUACUGGAUCUGCAUAACAAUCAAUUUCGUGGUUCUAUUCCUUCAACUUUUUUCACUUCAAAUAAGUUACAUACUCUUAAUUUGAGAGGAAAUAAGUUGGAAGGAAGAAUACCACAAUCCUUGGCCAACUGUACUAAUUUGGUAGUUCUUGAUCUUGGAGAAAACAACUUGAGCUCUAUAUUCCCAGAGUGGCUCUUAAAACUCCCAAAAUUACAAGUACUUAGUCUGAGAUUUAACCACUUCCAUGGCACCAUAACCACUUCACCAACCAAACACCUGUCUUCUCAACUAAAGAUCAUUGAUCUCUCUCACAACGAGUUUACUGGGAAUUUGCCGAUUUGGUUGUUCAAGAGCUUUACUGCUAUGAAAAAUACCGAUGAAGCUAAAAAGUCACCAAGUUAUUUUGGAGUUCAAAGAAAUUACUACAAAGACUCUUUGGUGUUGGAGUGGAAGGGAAAUGAGUUAAAUUUUUUAAAAAUCUUGACUGUGUUAACGACCGUUGAUCUCUCAAGUAACAAAUUUGAAGGGAAAAUUCCUGAUGACGUAGGACAACUUAUUUCCCUCCGAGGUUUGAAUUUAUCGCACAACAUGUUGAUUGGUUGUAUCCCCCGUUCUUUUAGAAAACUAUCGGCGUUGGAAUCAUUAGACCUUUCCUCAAACCAGCUUGUUGGGGAAAUUCCAAAGGAGUUGGCGCCUCUUACAUUUCUCAGUGUUUUCAAACUCUCUCAUAAUCAUCUUACAGGAUGCAUACCUAAGGGGAAUCAAUUCAAUACAUUUGAAAAGAGUUCUUACGAAGGGAAUGAUGGCCUACGUGGAUAUCCGAUGACAAAAGAUUGUGGGAAUGGUGUCUCAUCUCAACCACCUACCGUAGAAGUGCUCCAUCAAGAAGACAAUGUGAGCAUUUUAUAUGGGUUCACUUGGAAAGUUGUGUUGUUGGGCUAUGGUUGUGGCACUGUUUUUGGAAUGAUAAUGGGGAGUCUCAUGCAUUUAAGUCGAAAGCCCUUUUGGAUUACCAGAAUUGUUGAAGAAGAAGGAUACAAAAUUAUGAGGAAAGAAAAUAGAAAGAAGUCAAAGACACCCAGGAGUGGAAGAAGAAGAAUCUAGGGCUUUAACUCUAUUUUGAUGCAAAGGAUGGACUGCAUUUCAAAUUCAACACUAGUAGAUAAGAUAGUUGAAAUAAAUUUCACUCCAUGAUCUGUUCAUAUAAUGACUAUUGAAUUAUGCUUUUGCUUUACUUCACUUCAAAUCGCAAUAAUUGUUAUUUAUAAAUAGUAAAUUGUUUUGAAAAAUAGCUAAUUUUUUAA